Kuraishia capsulata CBS 1993 is the source of this 2757-nucleotide messenger RNA. RefSeq lists its product as uncharacterized. Gene Ontology annotation, biological process: ubiquitin-dependent endocytosis. Gene Ontology annotation, molecular function: protein-macromolecule adaptor activity; ubiquitin protein ligase binding. The record is from RefSeq and is a predicted model, not a curated record. Bases 1 to 2757 code for a protein of 918 amino acids. The transcript has a single exon. Gene Ontology annotation, cellular component: cytosol; plasma membrane; cytoplasm. Lineage: Eukaryota; Fungi; Ascomycota; Pichiomycetes; Pichiales; Pichiaceae.
AUGCCCAAACAUAAGAAACCGCGCCAGACUGCCCUCUUCGACAUCAGAAUCACCUCCCUUGAUAGCGAUGUGUUGGUACUGAAGGGCCCACCUUCGGAAGCCCCAUCUGCAAUGCUGUCAGGUGUGGUGGUGCUGUCUGUGCUGGAACCCAUGGCUAUCAAGAGAUUGAACCUCAAGCUAUAUGCAAACCUGAAGUUGCGAUGGACUGAAUCAUUUCAGGGAAGCCGCGGAAUCGUGUCACGUCCGAUGAGAUAUAACCGCAGAAUGUUUGAUUUUGAAUGGGAUCCGCUGAAUCUGGCUGACUACUUUCGGGGUUCCGCAAAUUCAAUGUUCGAUGGAACCAUGCCCAGUUUGACUACCGGCAAAAUCUCUCGCUCCAACAACUCGUCAUCGGCUUCGCUGAACAAUCUGGCUAAGCGCUCAAAGUCUUCAACUAGCAUGGCUUCGUUUGCCAACCUUUCUUCGCUUGGAGGUGGCUCGAAAACGGACAGCUAUAUUCUUCAGAAGGGUAACUACGAGUUCCCAUUCUCUACGAUCCUCGAGGGCUCCAUUCCAGAGUCUAUCGAGGGUUUACCAGGAUGUUCUUUGGUGUAUAAGAUGCAGGCAGUUAUUGAGAGAGACCGUUCUCAUCCAUCUCUUCUCACUACAAAACACAUCCGUGUUGUGAGAACGCUUUCUUCCGAUGCUCCGGAACUUUCCGAAAGUGUUGCUGUUGACAACACAUGGCCCAAGAAGGUGGAUUAUUCCAUCAGCGUUCCUACUCGUGCCUCGGCUAUUGGCUCAAGAUGCAACAUUGAACUGUUGAUGGUGCCAUUGCUCAAAGGCCUUCGAUUAGGAAACGUCAAGAUUCAACUUGUGGAGCUUUACAGUUACUGUGGAACUCUUGGUUCUCACACCGCAGAGAGGACUGUUCAGGAGAAGGUUCUCAAAAGAGUUACCAAUAAUGACGAUGGAAAGGACAUUUGGACCGAAGUUGAGCCCAAUAUCGAUGGACAGUUUUUCAACAACGGCGAGAUUUCGCUGUCUAUGGACAAAUGGCAGGUAAACACAUUUCUGCAGCUUUUGCCCUCUUUGGCAGUCCAAACUCAGGAUUGUGACGUUGAGAACUUUGUAAAAGUCAGACACAAGCUUAAGUUUGGAAUUGGCCUGGUCAAUCCGGACGGUCACGUCUCUGAACUAAGGGCAACGCUGCCUGUUUCGCUAUUUGUGAGUCCUUUCGUGGCAGUAGUCGCCAAACAUGAUGUCGAGGAAGAGUCUGGAAAGGUUGUCAACGUGGAAGACGUUACUGUGGCCAUUGACCAAGAUGAGGACAUUUUGUUUUCUGCGGAUCAUGAUUUUUCCGCAUCAUCCGAGAAUAUUGGCUCCGCAGUUAACACCCAAGACCUCAUGGCUCCUCCAAAUUACCAGGAUCACAUCUACGACAGACUUUGGAGCGAAGUGCAAUCUCCAGUGGAUUCGCCCACCAAUUCGGGAUCUGCGACUCCAACAGUCCUUGAGAAUCUGUCGACUUCUUUGCCAAACGGCAGUUCUGCGUCAUUGGCUAUUGCUGCACACAAACUCAGAGGUGUUGCUCAUGUUGGAGAAUUCAACAUGUCGCCAGCAGAUUCUUCCCGGUUCAGCAGUCAGCUUUUGGAGAAUUUAACACGACUUCAUUCACAGAGAGAAGGUAGUUCUUCUGCCAGUCUUGAAAGAAGCGCAAGAACUCCGAACCGUCCAACUUUUAGUCUCAGCGACGAUCAAGAAGUUGACUACUUCUCUUACGGAGGAAGCUCCUCCAGUGACCAUCAUGCACAACAACAGCAAUCGACUCAGCCCCAGAUUGGCGGCUUUAGCAUGUCGCGGGGAAGCACUCCUGGUGCAAGUUUACCACCUCCCUUAAUGUCUCCCAAUAUCUAUUCGCCAGUCCAACAUCUCUCGCGCGUCAAUUCAACCGCAAACUUUGGAGACACUAGCACAGGAACUCACUCUCCAUCUCACUGGGAUACCACUACUCUUUCUCGUGUUCCCUCCUACAACGCGGCGCUCAAGUCGUCUUCUGCAAACCCAGUUAAUGAGCUCACUCCGUCUUAUGAACCAGGCCCACAGCAACUCAACAUCGAUUAUCUCGAUCACAAGCUGAGACAGACUCAGUUGGACGAGGAUCGCGCCGCACACGCCUCGACUUCUCCAGUUAGACAAUCUAUUAAUCGUGGAGCUCUGAUUGGAACGCAAACGGGAAGUUCUAGAACCCGCGAGUCACACAUUCUCAGUGCAGACCUCGCCAAAUCUAGAGGAUCGUCUUCAAACUCGUCGCCAGCCAUUUCUAGAAACCAAUCGACCUCCAACGUGCUUGCGAUGUCGAUGUCUAUGACCAAAGUUGUGCCAACCUCUAAGAAGUCUGCUAGCGCCUCUACCUCUCAUAGUUCUUCUGCCUCUCCACACUUGACAGCACAAGACGGUUCUGAGACUGAAUCGACUGCUGGAUUGCCGCUACUGGCUUCAAGUGACUCGAGAACUACGUUUUCGAGUACCCAAACUACCGAGAAUAACAUGGUUCUUCCAAAAGCAGCUCACAUCCAUUCGCCAACCAGUAUGACCCCAAUUGGGUACACAGAGGCACCAAGACUGACAUCCCAGAAGACAUCCGGUUCAAUAAGUUCGGCCAACCCCAAGCUUAGGCCGGUUCUUGGUUCAAAACACAGUUUUUCGUCGCCCAAGAAGACAGGCAGUUUCGCGAGCUUGAGUCAUCUUUUGCAUCGAAAAGAGGGUAAUAAGUGA